AUGUCUAUCGAAGCUGCUGCCAAAGAACUAAAAGCUGCCUUAAAGCAAUACCCAAACUUUCCAAAAGAAGGUAUUUUAUUUGAAGAUUUCUUACCAAUUUUCACUAAACCAGAAUUAUUUCAAAAAUUGAUUGAUGCUUUCAAAUCUCAUUUGAAUGCUGAAUUUCCAAAGGUUGAUUAUAUUGUUGGUUUAGAAUCCAGAGGUUUCUUAUUUGGUCCAGCUUUGGCUUUAUCCAUGGGUGUUGGGUUUGUUCCAGUUAGAAAAGCCGGUAAGUUACCCGGUACUUGUGUUCAAGCAACCUACCAAAAGGAAUAUGGUUCUGAUGUUUUUGAAAUGCAAAAGGAAGCUAUUCCAGCUGGAUCUAAUGUUGUCAUCGUUGAUGAUAUCAUUGCUACAGGUGGCUCUGCUGCUGCUGCUGGUGAAUUAGUCCAAAAGGUUGGUGCUAAAUUAUUAGAAUUCGAUUUCGUCAUGGAAUUAGAUUUCUUAAAAGGUAGAGACAAGUUGCAAGCCCCAACAUUUACCUUAUUAAAUGGCCAAGAAGAAUCUUUAAAGAAAUAA
Henningerozyma blattae CBS 6284 is the source of this 558-nucleotide messenger RNA. It is a transcript of the gene APT2, whose product is annotated as adenine phosphoribosyltransferase APT2. The transcript has a single exon. Gene Ontology annotation, cellular component: cytoplasm. The coding region runs from base 1 to 558 and encodes 185 amino acids. Gene Ontology annotation, biological process: AMP salvage; adenine salvage. Lineage: Eukaryota; Fungi; Ascomycota; Saccharomycetes; Saccharomycetales; Saccharomycetaceae. Gene Ontology annotation, molecular function: adenine phosphoribosyltransferase activity; AMP binding; adenine binding. The record is from RefSeq and is a predicted model, not a curated record.